AUGGCAGAAGGAUCAAACUACGAUUAUCUCUUCAAGGUAGUGUUAAUCGGCGACUCUGGAGUAGGGAAAUCGAACCUCCUCUCCCGUUUCACACGUAACGAGUUCAACCCGGAUUCCAAGUCCACCAUCGGGGUCGAAUUCGCCACCCGUUCCCUCGAGGUUGACGGGAAAGUCGUCAAGGCCCAGAUCUGGGAUACAGCAGGUCAAGAACGUUACCGCGCUAUCACCUCUGCCUAUUACCGAGGCGCGGUAGGCGCGUUGCUCGUGUAUGACAUCUCGAAGCAGCCGACGUUCGCGAAUGUCGCGAGGUGGCUCAAGGAGUUGCGGGAUCAUGCGGAUUCAAGUAUUGUCGUUAUGCUCGUGGGGAAUAAGAGCGAUUUGAAGCAUUUGAGAGCGGUGUUGACCGAUGAGGCGAAACAGUUUGCUAUGGAUAACGGACUUAGCUUUAUCGAGACUUCUGCGCUGGACGCGAGUAACGUCGAGGCUGCUUUCCAGCAGAUCCUUACUGACAUCUACCGCAUCGUCUCGAGCAAAUCUCUCGAUGCGGCCGACGAAGUCAUCCAGCCUUCAAGAGGCACGACCGUGACUGUUACACCCCAAGGCGGGCAGAAGCCGCAGCAGCAAGGAGGAGGAUGCUGCUAA
Messenger RNA from Dacryopinax primogenitus, 642 nucleotides. Its product is annotated as ras-domain-containing protein. The coding region runs from base 1 to 642 and encodes 213 amino acids. Gene Ontology annotation, cellular component: recycling endosome. Gene Ontology annotation, biological process: exocytosis. The record is from RefSeq and is a predicted model, not a curated record. Lineage: Eukaryota; Fungi; Basidiomycota; Dacrymycetes; Dacrymycetales; Dacrymycetaceae. The transcript is spliced from 6 exons. Gene Ontology annotation, molecular function: GTPase activity; GTP binding.